Molecule: messenger RNA, 447 nt
Organism: Zalophus californianus (California sea lion)
Lineage: Eukaryota; Metazoa; Chordata; Mammalia; Carnivora; Otariidae
Product: late histone H2B.L4-like
Exons: 1
Coding region: 1-447 (148 amino acids)
Biological process (GO): nucleosome assembly
Cellular component (GO): nucleosome
Molecular function (GO): protein heterodimerization activity; DNA binding; structural constituent of chromatin
Source: RefSeq, a predicted model, not a curated record
AUGGCUGGACCUGGCUGUGAGACCUCUUCUGAGGAAAGCCUCAGCACCGAGGAGCCCACAGCAGCGGACCCGAUGACCCCGAAGCAGAAGCAGCCCAGGCGCGGAGGCUGCUGCCGUGGCAGUGGCCGCGGCUGCCACCGCCGUGUCAGCCGCCGCCACCGCCGCCGCCUCGACAGUUUCGCCACCUACUUCACCAGGGUUCUGAGGCAUGUUCACGAGGGCCUCAGGCUCUCGCAGGAGGCCGUGAGCGUCAUGGAUUCGUUCGUCAAGGAUAUCUUCGGGCGCAUCGCUGAGGAGGCCUCUCGCCUUGCCUGCUCCACCAAGCGCUCCACCAUCACCACCAUGGAGAUCCAGACAGCUGUGCGCCUGUUGCUGCCUGGGGAGAUUGGCAAGCAUGCCAUGUCCGAGGCCGUGAAGGCAGUCAUCAGGUUCUAUGGACGCAAAUGA